AGAAGACAAAAGCCACUGAAAAAUAAAGCCCCGGAAUGUAGUCGAACAGCACUUCGUGUGGUGGCGACGCGGCAGAAAUGCGGUGGCAUUUGAUGAAGAUCUGUGGGCCGGGUCUUCAAGUACAAGUUCGCAGAUCCGCAGGCUCCCGCGGAAGCUAGACACAGGCCGUGCACUCCCAUUCGUGGGCACACACUAGAUGCAGACGCCGCACUUGGUAACCAGACCCAGAGCCACAAGCAGCAUGCGUUUCAGUGUAGUAAAGUCGCGCUCGCGCCUGUGGCUCCGCACAGUGGCUGGCAUUCUUGCGACCGUGCACGGACUGAAGCUGCAUGGAUCUUCUCGAGAGGACGACGGUAGCAUCUUUCGCGCGAAAGUCGAGGUCGCUAAAGGCGACAUCAUAUGGCUGCAGCAUGUCGAGCCUGGAUCCACCUCUGGUAGCGCUACCACAGCAAAAAUUCGGUUCGGCCACGGCUUCUCGUCCGGGUCAACAGCAGUCGCCUCUUCUCUUUCUGGUCCAGGAUCCGCUCCGCGAGUCGAGGACUUGGAGCCGCCUGUUUGUCUAACUUGUCCACUGUGCACCGAGCCGUCGCCGCUCGAAUACGAUUGGCGCUUGCUGGCCAGACAGUCAGAACAGGCCAAGCUGGAGCAAGAAAGUAUCGAGUGAGCCCGUAUAAUCCGUUCUUUUUGGUGUCGUCUAAUCAUGUACUUAACCACACUAGUUCGGCGAUGAAGAUGAUCUUCUACUUCGGAGGCCACAAAAAAAUGUAAAAGAUCCAAGCGACGGGGACUGAGAUGUGAGAUUGUAGCGUGAAGAAGUAGUUUAAAACGCGAACGAACAGAGACGACGGAGCCGAUCGAGCAGCUGUACUACAUGUACAACAGCGACGCGGUGCUGCGCCUGCCUCUGCGUGUUUCCCCGGGCGAUGGCGUCGUCUACUUUUCGGUGCUUAACGCGGCAAAGAUGGGAGGCAUCGGUUUCGGCGAGUUUUUUCCCCGCGGCUUGGCGAAGAAGUAUCUGCUGUACCAAAUCGCCAUCCGCUGGCCGGCGGAGCACUCCUUCGCGUCUUGCGACAGCAAAAAGGACUGCUUGGAAUUGCAACUGCUGCACGUGGCCGAGGACCUGUCGCAGUCCUGGGUGAGUUUCGGGUUCUCACCGGCCGUAUCAACAGUAAAAAUGUCUGGGUCUGGAAACUUGUGAUGCUGGGUGGCGUCUCAUGAUGAGGCUACAGAUGCUGGCUCAGCAUGACAAGUUUCUGAGCUCCUACGUGUUGCCUAUUCUGCAUGACAAAGCGCGCUUCUGCAUCACAGAAAAACGGAGCUCUCGGGUAACUUGCAUGACAGAUUUAAGAGUCAUGCCAGACAAGCAUGACAAACAUGAAUUCUUCCAGACCCAGACAUUUUUACAGUUGAUAGGCCGUGGAGCCGUUGCGGCCGAGUUUGCUCGCGCAGCUCACGCAGAUCAACCCAAGUACGGGGAACCGCCUGCACAGCGACUUGGCGCCGGAACUGGCGGAGAACGAAGAGCUCCCGAUUGGCACGAUCGAUUUGGAAGCCUUGUUCGCUCCUUUGAGAAGGGACGAAAAAGACACGAGUGCGGUUGGUCUUACACUUCACGCGAACGGCACUAGUACUGCAGCGAAUAGAACCAGUCGCAUCUACGCCGCGCAGAAAAGCAAUGAAACGACCACGAGUGGGAAUUAUCUGGAGGCAAUAAACAACUCGACCGCAGUAGAGCCAGCGCCGCCUGUGAAGGCAGGGAACAAGGACAAGAACGCAGUUGAGUUCGUCACCUACGAAGACCCGGGAAGUGGUACGGCCGGCACCGACAACGUCGCGCCGUUCACUCCAACCCGCUGGUUCGUCCGAGCAAAAGAGGUAUUUCCGAUGAAGGCUACCGUGUUCGAGAAGAUCAAAGCUUUUAUCGCACUUCACAAAGCCGAUGGGAACAGUAGGGCGUCGGUUGCUCCGAAGCCUGUAUUGAAAAGUGUCGUCGGCAGCAUGAGUGGUCCGGAAAGUGGUGGGAACGCUGUGAUGUUUUACGAGCAGACGAAAUCAGCAGAGCACAAAAUAAGCAAACCUCCUACAGUGGCGAAAUCAUCAUUAGCUUCCGGGAGUUCUUCUUCUACCUCUCCUGCGAUGCCAUCGUGCGUGCCAGCCAAACUGAUGCCCUCUGCGGCCGCCCGACCGCUUCUUGCCGCAGUCCCGCGCGUGGCGCCGAUUAGCGGGAAGCUGCAAGGCGUGCAGGACAUUUUCAAUCGAAUCGAGGCGGAGAACGCAACGAAAUCAAAGCCAGGUGCGGCCGCAAGCGAAGACGAGCCACCUAGUAGUGCGGCUGGAACAAAUACAAGCGCCGCAGCCGCCGUUCAGCUUGCGCUGCCGCCCAAGCCGGAAGAUAUCACGAUCGACUGCACGACGUGUGGCGCCCGCGGGAUUGCCUACCGCCAUCCGAACGUGAUUUCUCGGAGCCGCACGAACCGCACCGCGGAGGACCUCGCAGAGCACUGCAAACUCGUACAAAGCGCACAAGCGGUGGUCAAGGAAAAGCAAAACAAGGCCUUGGCGAUCGCAGUGGAGCGGGCCCGAUGCAGAAAUUUGAUCGACAGCCGCAACUACAAUCCGUACGCCCCCUAUGCGCAGUGCAAGCACGCCAUUCAAAGGCUCGAGAAAUCAUACGCGGACGCAAGCGACGAGCUGACGAAAGCCCAACGGGAGAAGGAUCGGAUCAAGAGUGCGAAGGCCGGAAACAUCGCAAAGGCGCAAGACAUGUUGGAUGCGGCCAAAGAGGCCGCAACAGGCGAUGACGCAAAGACGGUGACCGAGGCGCCAUCCGAGCCCGGGGUGGUGAUCCCGGAAGAAGAAACCUCCACGACGCCCGCGCCGGCAGCCACUACCGACGGCAGCAUGAUCUCGAACCUGAUGGGUGCAGGGGCAGAUGCGAACGAAAGGGAAUAUCACCCGCCCGAGGACCCGCUGGUGUGUCCGGAAAUCUUUUUGAAGCCGAAAAAGACGAACUUCGGUUGCGCGUUACAGAAUGUCGACCCCUUCGUGAUGGAUAGUGCAAUGACCUGUGCAGGAGAAGUGCCGAGUGACGCCAAUUUCCGGUUCGGAGAUCCGUCCGCUGACUUGGUUCGCUAGUAGAAGAAUAGCGUUUGUUGGUGGCCCACUUUCUUCGUUUCAAUUCUGCACUUUUCUUUUCCGUUUCGCUCGCAACGUGCUCUCGUUUCGCUGGUCUGACAGGAAGAAGGUAAACGGUUUCCGAAGCCGGAGUAUUGUUUUCGACGGAUCCUGUGCAAUAAUCCUCGCUGGAUCGUUUUAUGUUCUGAGGUUUCUGUUUAUCAUUAUCAACAAUGGGUCACUCUUCGUCUUCAGAUAGUCUCAGUACCAGCACAAAAAAACGAGGACAGUGGUACAACAAAGGAGAGAUUUGCUUCUGCAAAAUGGAAAAUGCAAAUUGCGAUCAAAAUCAUCAAAUACGAAAGAAAAAUAAUACACGAUGUUAUUUAAGUAUAUUCAUAUACCGUCAUGAAAACCAAAACUUGAAGUAGCGGAAUAGUUGUGCAGCUUCUGGUUUAUUUGCGAUGCCGCAAGUGCUUUCUGUGAGC
Molecule: messenger RNA, 3602 nt
Organism: Amoebophrya sp. A120
Lineage: Eukaryota; Dinophyceae; Syndiniales; Amoebophryaceae
Source: the annotation of a GenBank genome assembly